AGUCCAGUGUUUUUGUUUGGGUUGAACAGCUCAACACAACAUGUAACUCACCUACCAGACAGAUAACAUUAAAGCUUUAAUGCAGAAACCAAACAGCCUCUUUAAAGUCUGACUGGAGUCUAAUAAGGCUGACUGAGUUUUUCCACCAGGGGACCAGAAGAGAAAAGGAGCCUGUUCAUAUGGGGGGUGAGAAAGAAGGAGAGGACUCUGAAACCAGAUGGAAGGAAGAGCUCAGACUAGUCCUCAUCGGAAAGACCGGAUCCGGCAAGAGUGCGUCUGGAAACACCAUCCUGGGCCGGAAGCAGUUCCUGUCACAGAUCAGCGCCAGCUCUGUCACCCAGAUUUGCCAGCUUGGGAGCACAGAGCUCACAGAGGACGAAGAUGGUGAGGAAGACGGCCAGACUGUCACACAGAGGAGGAUGAGGAGAGUCACGGUGGUUGACAUGCCAGGGUUUGGGGACACUCAUCUGAGUGUGGAGCAGAUCCAUGCAGAGGUAGCCAAAUGUGUGUCUCUCUCCGCUCCUGGACCUCAUGCUUUCCUCUUGGUGGUGCCGAUAGGACGAUAUACAGACUGUGAGCACCAGGCUGCCUGCGAGUUGAUGAAGAUAUUCGGGGAGGAUGCAGUCGGUCACCACACUGUGGUGGUGUUUACCAGGGGCGAUGACCUGGAGGACAUCGGGAUUGAAGAAUAUCUGAGGGAGACUGCACCUGCUGGGCUCAAAGCUCUGAUUGACAGGUGUGGGGGGAGGUACCAUGUACUCAACAACAAAGACCCCAGCAACUUGGUGCAGGUUAAAGAACUCUUAAAGAAGGUGGACAUUAUGGUGAAGCAAACCAACAAAGGGUUUUACACCAAUACAAUGUUUUUAGAGGCAGAGGCUGCCAUCAGGGAGGAGCAGAAAAGGAUGCUGAGCGAGCGAGAGCAAGCAGACGGGGAAGAACAAGGGGGAAACUUAGAAGAACAGGAUAAACUUGCAAAACGAAGAAAGUGUGACUUGGAGUUUAACAGGGCAGAGAGCACUGAAGUUGGAUCACAAGGGGUCAGGAGGAGGGAUUUGGAGAGAGGAAGGGAAGAGGAUUUUAGGAUGGAGAGGUGGACAGAGGAGAGCAGAGGUAAUGCCUUCAGCUUCCUCAGAGGCAGAGUUGAACGAUGUAGGGACCAGUUCAGAGGCAGGCGCAGCAGACCUGUGAGCAGGCGACAGUCUUUCCGUUCAUCCUUGAUUAGGAGGAGGGAGGCUGCGCUCUCUGCUAGGGUUCUGGAGAGGGUUAAGAUCCUGGUGGCUGCUGGAGCCACAGGUAUGGCCGUGGGGGCGAUGUUUGGGGCUGCUGCCCCUUUAGCAGCUGCAGCCGGGGCAUCUUUGGUGGGGAACUCGGUUGGUUUUGCCGCAGGUCAGUUCGCUGGGAUGUCCGUAGCGGGAGGCACCGGGGUCGGGAAAGCUGUGGGGGCCAUAGUGGCGGCAGCCUCGGGGAAAACCGCAGUGGCUCUGGGGGCAGCUACAGGUGGAGUUCUGGGUGGUUCUGUUGGAACUCUCGCUGGUGCUGAAGCUGCUAGUCCGAAGGAGGGCGCUCUGGAUGCCCUGGGGCAGGUUAGUGCCAUAGGAGCAACUGCUGUUGGGGUGGCAGCAGGUGUGGGAAGCACCAUGGGAGCUGGGGCUGCUCUGGGGGCAGCUCUGGAGGGAGCAACUUUCAGCACAGCAGCCAUCGGUGGAGCAGAAACUGCAUCAGCAGGUGUAGGCGCUGCUUCCGUAGCUCAGAGUAGCGUAGCCUCAGCAGCAGGGCAGCAUGCUGUGGCCACUGUUGGAAGUGUAGCUGCAGGUACUGGGACUCCUGCUGCAGCCGGAGCAGCUUUAGCUCAGGAGAUGGCUGCAAAUGUCUCAGUGGCUGCUGGGUUUCCUGGUGCUGCAUGUGCAUUAACAGGGCCCAGUGUGGCAACCGUAACCAACAGGGUUGUGUCAGACCCCUGGGGAACGGUGACGGCAACCACACGCAUCCUGAAUGCAGUGGCUGAGAUUGGAAAGGCUGCAGCAGGCAUCGCCCUGGCUGGUGGUCUGGUUGUGAAGGUGGUAAAGGAGAAAGUGAGAUGUGGCACAGGAACAACAGAAGCCAGUUACACAGAGAAGAAGUCAUAUGAGGUCUACUGGAACAAAUAAAUACAGGCAGAGACUCAGUAAAGGAGAUCUUAUUCAGUAUUACACUCCACAGUAGCGUCUCUCAGUGAGAGAUAUUGAUAUGCCAUGAAUUUGCAAACCAUUUCAAAUAUUCUAUCUGAAAUUAUAUUAGAGAGAAGACAUUGUAAUUGCAAAUAUUAUUCUGAACAGUUUGAGGCUGGUGAAUGAGUUCAGUGACAUUUACAAUGCUGUGUGGGAUGUCUAAUAAAGACAAACAUAUUUUUAUCUAAAUCAAUUUUUAGAAGGUUGUGAUUCAGCUCACAGUGGCUUGGUUAUGAACCAGACCUAGUGUCUUUCUUUUAAAUAAAGAGUAAAUAAAAAAGAGACAUUUAUUUCUGAGCUGCCAGAAAUGUCCAUCACACAGUUGUAAGGUUCAUAAUUUGACUUUCUUUUUACUUUCUAAAGAGGAAUCACAGCACUGUAAUCAGAAAUCAAGACAUUUUCUUAGUGUGUGGGUGAGAUUAACAUGUUUAUGUAAUUAAUCUUACCCAUUACAGUAAUGGAUGUUUAAAAUGAACAAAGGGAAUUUAUCAUUAUAUUAAAAUCCUGAAGUGUUUAGUUUGACAGAUGACAGUUUGUGGUUGUGUUGCAGUGUUUCACUUCCUAUAAAAUGUAAACCAGACAUUAGUUUCACAGUUUUUAUAGUAACACUGGUUCUCACCCAUCUGUUUCAACUGCUGUAUGUAUCAACAGUUCACUGUGUGUUGACUUUGUUGCAGUGAAAUAAACAAAAAAGACACUUUCCUUCUAUGA
This is a messenger RNA of Centropristis striata (black sea bass), 2921 nucleotides long. RefSeq lists its product as uncharacterized. Gene Ontology annotation, molecular function: GTP binding. NCBI's taxonomy places the organism in Eukaryota, Metazoa, Chordata, Actinopteri, Perciformes, Serranidae. Bases 180 to 2150 code for a protein of 656 amino acids. The record is from RefSeq and is a predicted model, not a curated record. The transcript has 2 exons.